Labrus bergylta (ballan wrasse) is the source of this 1236-nucleotide messenger RNA. NCBI's taxonomy places the organism in Eukaryota, Metazoa, Chordata, Actinopteri, Labriformes, Labridae. The record is from RefSeq and is a predicted model, not a curated record.
UGGAGGAGCUCAAGAUGGCGCCGCAGUUAAAAAUCGAGGACCGAGGAUUUUUUAGAGGCCUAGGUUUUAAGACAAACCUUCCCAUUUUCAAACUGAAGGAUUCCUGUGUGAGAAGAAGAUACAGCGACUUUGAGUGGUUAAAGAAUGAGCUGGAAAGAGACAGUAAGAUUGUAGUACCAACUCUACCAAGCAAAGCCCUGAAGAGACAGUUGCCGUUCCGUGCGGAUGAGGGCCUUUUUGAGGAAGCGUUCAUUGAGGAGCGACGAUCGGGCCUGGAGCAGUUCAUCAACAAAAUUGCAGGUCACCCAUUGGCCCAGAAUGAGCGCUGUCUUCACAUGUUCCUGCAAGAGGAAAGCAUUGACCGUAACUACAUUCCUGGAAAAGUAUGAAUGAAACAAUACAGACUGCUGCACCUGCCCCUUGUACAUUUAUUUCUACUUCACGUCAUUUAAAAAGCCAGUGGAAAUGCCUGAACUGACGAGUAUCAACAGUGUAACACAAAUAUUGCUCCCAGGACAAAACUAAGACAUCCAAUCUAUAAAUUGUUUGAUGUUGUGUCUUUAUUCAGUCAUUCCAAACACUAUAUGUACAUGCUUUUGAUUUCAUAAUCAGUGAAAAGGAAAACAUUUUCAAUAUAUACUUUUUGUCAUUUUAUUAAAGCUAGAUUUUUUUUUUCUCCAAUGAUUCUGUUUUAUGAAUGUCUUCUGAUUGAAGUUGAAAAUGAGGGUAAAUUCCUGCUUUGAUUGUUUAUUUUCUUUCCUUAGCCAAGAUGUUUCUUGAUGAUAACCUCCCAAAGUUGAGCAACAUGUAGCACCAUGAUAAAUACAGUUACCUGUCAUUCCACUUCAGUAUAUUUGACCCCAAGUUCUUCAGUAUGUCCUGAAAAAAAGCUCUCAAUUGUUUGAACUCUGCUGUCUUAGUUGCAUCAUCAUGCCGACACUUUGGCUGUGCGUUGUCAGCUAUUGGGAAUGUUUAGUUAGUGACAUAACCAUAUCCAAGCACUGUGACAAGAGAUUCAUUAUAUGAACAAGAUUCCAUUGUUUAUAGGCGUAAUCAGCAUCUGGUUAAAUCGAUCUGAAAUGAGGCUUAUUCUGUGCUUAUUUUCAGCUGGUUUCAUUCUUUCUAUCAACAUUUUUUGUGAUGUGUAUUAAUACCUUAUCAUUUCAGUUCCAUAUGGGAUGACGAGGGACUUCCUUGUUAAUUCUUUCCAACAAUUAAAUUUCCUGCUGCCUGCUG